Molecule: messenger RNA, 2541 nt
Organism: Lotus japonicus
Lineage: Eukaryota; Viridiplantae; Streptophyta; Magnoliopsida; Fabales; Fabaceae
Product: E3 ubiquitin-protein ligase RMA1H1-like
Exons: 2
Coding region: 1559-2380 (273 amino acids)
Biological process (GO): ubiquitin-dependent protein catabolic process
Cellular component (GO): endoplasmic reticulum
Molecular function (GO): ubiquitin-like protein conjugating enzyme binding; ubiquitin protein ligase activity; metal ion binding
Source: RefSeq, a predicted model, not a curated record
AAUCUCAUGCUGUUUCAUUCUUUGUGUGAUAAGCCUCUUUUGUCCAUCUGGGUGUUGAAAUUUUUCAUCAAACAGCUUUGUUUUUCUUUUGUUUUCACUCUUUGAUUGUUGUGAGGGACAACUUGGUCAUUAAUGGUUCCUUUAGCUUUCCGCAAAGAAACUAGUAUCUAUCCUCUGCGUUGAGAUUCUGAUUCCUUGUGUUUGCAAUAGAUGGCAAUACCUUUUUCCUUCACCAGUAUGGUUAACUUUCCUUGCUGAUUGGUUCGUGUUAAAAAAUCAUGAAAAUUCUUACCCAUUUUUCCUGCUUUUUAUGUUUAUGGCUUUACAAUCAUGUUCUCUUUAUUUUUUUUUGUGUGUCUGGUUGUGUUAUACUGUGAUGGUUUCAGAUGAUUUCUUUCUGAUCAAAAUAUGUCAAAUUUCGCCACCUUUGUUUAUGAUCUUAAGUCUUAACUAAUUUUCUCUGUUCACAAGUUUAAUUUAAUGCUUGAAUCUAUUUUGGGGAGAAACUUUUGUGAGUAACUUCUGGAUUUCAAAAUUGAUUUUGAUAAUAUGAUCCAAACAUUCUAUGCAUUCCCUGUGAACUUCUGUUCUCCAUAACUAGAUGGAGGUAUGGGAUUGAACUUUGGACUCUGUUUCCAGAAUAGUCCACUAUUUUCCAUUAUUCAUUAAUGAUUGAGUCUUGUCUCUCACAGCAGAUCUGAAAAGAAAUUUCAUUGCUAUUUCCUCAAAAUUGAUUUCGUGAUUGGUGUGCUUUUAGAUAUCAGAAACUGCUUUACAUGGUCAGCAUGAUGCAUAUAAUUAAAUAUACAUGGUCUGUAUGGUACAUAAUUGAAUAGGUAGAUGAAUUCUACCGAUAAAUUUUAUUUUAAUCUGUCAAACAAAGAUGAUUUUUAUCAUACAGCUGGCCCAUUUAAUGUCUGCCACUGUAAUGGUCAAUUUUUUCUGAAAACACAAAUGGUUGUGGACUCUGUAGUCUUUACUGAAAACACUUUUUCAGAGCGACCAAAACAAAAAUUGUGAAUUUAUUUCUAACUAUCCUGAAGAAUUAAAACCUUAGAGGAAUGAUUGGAGAGUUUGGUAUACUUAGUGGAUGUUUGAAUACAUGUUACAAUGAGUCAAAAUCAGGAUGGAUAUAUGUAAUUUUCUUUAAUUUAAUUAUGGUUUUCAACCAUGUAUUCAACAAUUAGUGAAUAACUUUGAAAUAUGAUUUUAUCUCUUUCUAAACAAUUAUUAUUAUAAAAAAAAUAUUUGAUGGUUAGGAGUGGUUAGAAGUGGUUAGAAGUUAUACCACAACUUGGACUUAUCACCUAUAGCCAAACUCCGACCCCACCCAAACCAACCAUUUGAGCCAUGCUUAUCCAACUCAACAUAAUUUUUUAUAAAGAUCCUUAACUUUCAAGGUCAAUUAAUGCCCUAUAUAGAAGUUGGUUUCCAAAUUUCUGUAUAUGUAUUUUUGUAUAUGUUGUUGGUACUAUGAUAUUAUCAUGUAAACCUUAUGAUUUGAUGCUAAGAUUUUGGAGUUUGUCAACCAUAAAGAAAAUAGUCAUUCCAUUGCUCUAUGGAGGUUCAGGUACCACUACCAGAAGGAGAAAAUUCUGUAACAUACCAAACAAUGGCCUUAGAUGCAUACUUGGAGGAGACUAUGUCUCAAAUUGAUUCCUUUGAAGAUAGACCAUCUUUGGAAAAAUGGAAAUCCUCCACUGAUUUCAUUGCAGAGUCUGAUAGAACUUCCUCUGGUGGCUUUGACUGCAACAUCUGCCUAGACUGUGUUCAAGAUCCAGUGGUCACUCUCUGUGGCCAUCUUUACUGCUGGCCCUGCAUUUACAAAUGGCUUAAUUCGAAUAGCGCUUCUUCAGAAAACGUGGAGCAGAAUAAGCCACAAUGUCCAGUGUGCAAAUCAGAAGUUUCUCAAUCCUCACUAGUUCCAUUGUAUGGCCGUGGCCAAACCACAAUAGCUUCUAAAAACAAGGCUUAUCAACAAGUUGGGAGUGUCAUCCCAAGAAGACCCUUGGGUCCCAUAUUGUAUAAUGCUACAUCAACUGCUUCCGAACCAACUUUUCAAAGUAACCAGCAUUUCCAUGAUCCUUAUCAUCGUCAUCAUCAUCAUCAUCAUCAUCAAAUGUUCAACUCAAUUCCAAGCAGUUAUAGUACCUCACCAAUGUUUAGCACAAGUGGUUCACUUGAUAACACGUUUGGGAUCUUUGGUGAGAUGAUGUAUGCAACGGUGUUUGGGAACCAGGUGUCAAACAUGUACUCGUAUAACCAACCAGGGAGCAGUAAUCCGAGGAUUAGAAGGCAUCUAAUGAGGGUUGAUAAAUCACUCAGCAGGAUCUGUUUUUUCCUCUUCUGCUGCAUGGUGUUGUGUCUUCUCUUGUUCUGACUGCUACUGUUUCAUUUAGUAAUAGGAGGUCAUUGUAUAAUGUACAUUAGGUGUACUGAUACAUGUAUUCUAGCCAGGGAAGUUGCAGAUGAUUGCUGAGAUAUGUGUAAUUACCGGCCUCGGUUUGAGCUUAUUUGAAGUAGUGUUUGUGCAUAAGUUAA